Marchantia polymorpha subsp. ruderalis is the source of this 1242-nucleotide messenger RNA. The record is from the annotation of a GenBank genome assembly. Lineage: Eukaryota; Viridiplantae; Streptophyta; Marchantiopsida; Marchantiales; Marchantiaceae.
GGAGGUGACCACGGAAAGCAGCAAAGUCCGAGCGUGCAACGAACAAAGAGGCAAAACUCUUUAAGAUAAGAUAAGACGAGUCAAGUGUAUGAUUGAGAGGUAACUGUGCAUUGCGUCGUUCGAAUGCGAUAUGCCUGAUAAAGUUUACCAAGUUACAUGUCGUGCCUUGCGCUGCAAGGACAUACAUCCAGUCCAAGAGAUUGAUUUGCAGUUGAUGCGCAAUGCAUUCACUACACAACACUCCAUCUCUUUUUUCUUCUGUUCUCGCCUCCAAACAUCAUCAUCAUUGUCAUCCACAGACGUUAUGAACUGCGAUUCGCCCGUCCGAUCCAAUUUGUGGCUUGUGAGGAAGUGAUCGAGUGCGACAAGUACGAACUAUAUGCAUCCUUCUUGUGGAUACGCAUCAAGCAGGCUUGAAGUUAUACGUUUGGGUAUGGAACAAAGAUCUAUGUAUGGCAGUGGACCAGCGAGAGAAUCGAGUGGUAUUGAUAAAUGUGGUCGAUUUACAAAUGUUUGUACAUACAGUACAUACACGGACAAAGAAGGGGAAAGACAGAGAAAUUAUAUAUUCGUGGUGUGGUACACGGGGUUGACAUUGUAAGGGGAAUCGAUGGGCAGACAGACACAGAGACCUUGGAGCAAGACAGGUUAUCCAAAUUGUUAGUGUUACCGGGGGCACCAAGCGAGAUAGCAAAAAGGAUGGGACAGGUUAUCCAGAAUAAGGCAUUUUCGUACUGUUCCCGAACUCUACCCCAGGGCUAGAGCCCGCAAAUAUUCCCAAUCCCGGCGAUCGUUCGAUGCGCAUCUCACGGCCAGUAGGCGGCAGCGUAUACGGACACAAGCUUGCUGGACCACGUACGUGGGCUCACCAUGUCAAUGCCCCACUGCAAUGGUUCUUUGCCUUGCUCGCCGGGCGACCGACGGGCUGACGGACUGACGCACUGACUUGCUUACUGCGGGAGCUGUGGGUAGGGGGAGGGUCCCGAGUCCCGCGAGCGAGGUAGGAAGGACCGACUGUGCCGUGAGAGCGUGCGCGCGUCCGUCCGACCUCAGCUGCGCCGGUUAAUGGGGUGCUUUUCACGAAUGGACCAACGGCGAGGGCUAUUGUGGCAAAAGCAUUGACGCUAAUCACCGCAGGGAAAAGAAAGCGCGAUAUCCGAACCUCGCAGGCGGUCUGAAAUUCGCCGUCCGUCGGAUGGAGAUUUGGACGGUGGAGCGGGAUUGGGAGCCCAUGCGCAAUCC